Molecule: messenger RNA, 1161 nt
Organism: Lactuca saligna
Lineage: Eukaryota; Viridiplantae; Streptophyta; Magnoliopsida; Asterales; Asteraceae
Source: the annotation of a GenBank genome assembly
AUGUCACACUAUGAGAUAGUGGCAAUUUGUCGACAAUUUCUUUUCGAUUCCUGCAAUAGAAAGAGCGAAUCAAUCCAAUUAAGAUUGGGGAAGAUGGAAACAAGAACCACAAGCAACCAACAAGCAGAAAAAGAUGAAAAAAUGAGCAAAACGAUGAAGAAAUCUCUCCUUGCGAUGAACUGCAUCAUGCUCGGCGUCGGAAACUGCGGUGGUCCGUUGGUUCAACGCCUCUACUUUGUUAAAGGCGGCAAAAGAGUUUGGACAUCAAGCUGGCUACAAACCGCCGGUUGGCCAUUUCUGAUCAUCCCUGUAAUCGUUUCAUUCAUACACAAAACAAGAAACGGAAAAGAAGCUAAACUCAUCUCUUUAAAACCAUCUCUCUUCCUCCCUUGUGCUGUUCUUGGAGUUCUAACAGGUUUUGAUGAUUAUUUGGCUGCUUAUGGUGUUUCUCGAUUACCUGUUUCUACUUCUGCGCUUAUAAUCGCUACCCAGUUGGCGUUUACUGCUGGAUUUGCGUUUAUUUUGGUGAAACAGAAGUUUUCUGCUUUUACGAUUAAUGCGAUCUUUUUGCUGUCGAUUGGUGCUGUGGUUCUUGCGCUUCAUACUAGCUCAGAUCGACCUGCGCAUGAAUCGAGUUUGAUGUAUUACGAGGGGUUUUUUAUGACACUUGGAGCUUCGGCUUUAUAUGGGUUUAUUUUACCUUCGAUUGAGUUGACUAUUAAGAAAGCUAAACAGCAGGUUACUUAUUCUUUGGUUAUGGAGAUGCAGAUCGUUAUGUCGUUCUUUGCGACAGCUGUUUGUACUGUCGGAAUGCUCAUCAACCACGACUUCAAGGCAAUUCCACGAGAGGCGAGGAAUUUUGACCUAGGAGAAGCAACAUAUUACGUGAUUCUAGCAGUGAACGCGCUUCUUUGGCAAUUCUUCUUUUUAGGAGCAAUCGGAGUCAUUUUUUGUGCCUCAUCAUUAUUAUCAGGAAUCAUAAUUGCUACAUUACUCCCUGUGACAGAAUCUUUAGCUGUUCUUUUCUUCCAUGAGAAAUUUCAAGCUGAAAAAGGUCUUGCUCUUACGUUAUCUCUAUGGGGUUUUGUUUCCUACUUUUAUGGAGAAAUUCAACAAAUGAAGAAGAUGAAACGUGAACGAGAUGUCGGCUUGCCAGCAUGA